Aspergillus nidulans FGSC A4 is the source of this 1890-nucleotide messenger RNA. RefSeq lists its product as uncharacterized. The coding region runs from base 1 to 1890 and encodes 629 amino acids. Lineage: Eukaryota; Fungi; Ascomycota; Eurotiomycetes; Eurotiales; Aspergillaceae. The record is from RefSeq and is a predicted model, not a curated record. Gene Ontology annotation, molecular function: oxidoreductase activity; FAD binding. The transcript has 7 exons.
AUGAAGCGCACUGCCUCUCAAGCCGGUCUCCUCGCCGGCGAAAGUGAGACUCGCCUACCCAACACAAUGGCUCGCAGCGCAGAUCACGACCAAGGCUUCGCAAACAUCGAUACCGAUGCCGCACCAGCCGGCGAGACGACUGUCGUAAUUGUCGGCGCAGGACCUUCGGGGCUGAUGCUUGCAGUGAACCUCGUCCGCUUGGGUACCCCCAUCGUCCUGCUCGACGAUCGGCCCGACAAGACGUCAACCGGAAAGGCAGAUGGAAUCCAGCCCAAGACGAUUGAGACGCUGAAGCAGCUCAGACUUGCAGAUAAACUAUUGCGGGACGGGGCGCGUAUCUACGAUAUUUCAUUCUGGGAUUCAACAGAAUCUCACCCUUUGAGGCGGAAGGGUCGCCAGACUCAUUACCCGGAUCACCUGGUCGGUGCAUCGGACCCGUAUAUUCUCCUCGUGCACCAAGGGAUGUUGGAGGACGUGCUGAUCGAUGACCUUGCGGAGCGAGGCGUCACUGUUACGCGGAAUAGUUCAUUUCUGUCUUGUUCGAGAAAUCCAUCUAAAAAAUUAGAUGUCGUCUACGAAGAUCAGAGCACGGGUACAAAGAAGGUGAUCCAGACAGAAUACCUCGUUGGUUGUGACGGCGCGCGAUCGAGCGUGCGGGAGUUCAUCCCUGAUGCGCAGCUGGAGGGUGAGAUGACAAAUGCCAGCUGGGGAGUUCUUGACGGCGUCAUUGAGACCGACUUUCCCGAUUUAUGGAGCAAAGUUGCCGUGCGCACCCAUACCGUCGGCUCCCUCUUGUGGAUUCCGCGAGAACGAGGCAUGACGAGGUUGUACGUUGAGUUGAGCGCGACAGCCGGAGAACGCAUUGAUAAGGCUAAGGCAACACCGCAAUAUGUCAUGGAGCGCGCAAAGGAGGCAAUGAAGCCGUUUAGUCUGGAGUGGAAAUCGAUCGAAUGGUUCGGAAACUACGUCGUUGGGCAGCGCGUGGCGAGACAUUUCUCUGAUCCUGAUUACCAGAUCUUCAUUGCUGGCGAUGCACGUCCCCUUCCGUCUGACCUCUUUCUCAGUUUGUCUAACAGGUUCUUUAGGCCGGUCACUGCCACUCUGCGCUCGCCGCCCAAGGUGCAAACACCACUGAACCUAGUGGCGCGUGGCCUAGCCUCUCCGUCUCUGCUGGAGACUUACGAAACUGAGCGGCGCAAGAUCGCAAACGACCUCAUUGCCUUUGACGCCGAGCACUGUGCUGCAUUUGAGGCAGGCGAAGCCGCCCUUGCCAGGAACUUUGAUGAGAAUAUCCGGUUCAUCUCUGGGGUCGGAGCGGAGUAUGACGCUAGCAUUUUGACGCAAACCAAAGUAUCAGACGCUGGGAAGGGAUCCAGAAGAUUGAAGCCAGGGGCGCUCUUAAUCCCAGCCAAAGCGACGCGGUACAUCGAUGCGAAUCCGGUCGAUAUCCAGCUUGAUGUCCCACUUUUGGGUCAAUUCAGACUGUAUUUCCUCAUUCCGAAUGUUAGCGCAGCGAAGGAGAAAGGAUUCCUUGAGGUAGUCUGCCAGAUUCUCAGCAGCCCGACGUCCAUUCUAGCAAUUUCUGCCGAGAAAGCAAAAGAAUCCUACACCUCUCGCUCGCGAGGCUGGUCUGCAACCGACGCUUACCAGGUUCCAGAACGGUACACUACUGUUUCUGAGAUAAUAACGCUCUCUCUCAUUUCGGGCUCGAAGAGGGAGGUCUUCGAGAUAGCGGAUCUCCCGCUUGCGUUGCAGAAGAGCCGGUGGACUGUGUAUCUGGAUGAUGUGGAAGGGUGUAUUGAGAAGUGGGUUGGGGAGCUGCCAGAAACACAGGCUGGGAUUGUGCUAGUGAGGCCAGACGGCAAUUACCCCCGCACGCCGAAUGCAUAA